Molecule: messenger RNA, 2673 nt
Organism: Didymodactylos carnosus
Lineage: Eukaryota; Metazoa; Rotifera; Eurotatoria; Philodinida; Philodinidae
Source: the annotation of a GenBank genome assembly
AUGGAGAAGAAUAAGGUCUACACAUUGGCGAACACUAUUAAUAACCAUGUUCAUCACUAUCAACAUCAACCACAAAGACAAAAUUCAUUUACAACAACUGAAACAUUACCAAAACCAAAAAAGUUUGUUUUAUCAUCGGCAUCACUCUCAUCAUCACAAUCAAUAUCAGAUGAAAAUGAAUCAACAUCAAUACAAUCAAAUUUUACAGCAACAACAACAUCGAACAAUAUAUCUGAGACAGUUCGAAAAAAAUCGACAACAAUGCCCGCUUCAUUCGGAUUAAAACAAAAUAAUUUAUUUCCAAUUAAUUUCAAUAAUCAUAAUACAAAUAAUAAUCAUAUUGUAUCAUCAUCGACAUCUAAUAAUAAUAAUAAUAAUAAUAACAAUAAUAAUAAUAAUAAUUCGACUAAAUCAAAGCUUAUCUAUCGUAUGAUGUCAUUACGUCGUUCAUCAAAUAAACCAUUACCUCUUAAUUCAUCGCCACCAUUUUCGACUAUUCGUACAUAUUCAACACCAUCUACUCAUUCACAAAUUCAAUCUUCAUUACCACCACAACCAUCUUCAUCCAUUUCAUCUACAUCGUCUGUAAGAUCAGCUACGUAUCAUGUUCGAGCAUUUGAAUUAGCUCGUGAUAGACAUUUAAGACAUUAUCCGUGUACAAUACAUUUUCUCGACGAUACGGAACGAACAUUUCAUGUUGAUCGUCGUUGUAAAGGAAUAGAUUUAUUAAAUGAAGUAUAUGAUUAUCUUGAUUUAAGUGAACGAAAAUAUUUUGGUUUAUUAAUUGAAGAUUUAACACAAGAUACAUCUUAUCGUUGGCUUGAUCCAUUAAAAACAUUAAAAAAACAAUUUAAUACAACAAGUCCAUAUCAUUUAUAUUUUAAAAUAAGAUUUUUUGUAUUAGAUCCUGUCAAACUUGAAGAAGAAUUUACAAAAUAUUUGUAUGUAUUACAAAUAAAGAAAGAAAUUUUGAGUGGAAAAUUAUGGUGUGCAAGAUCAAAAGCAUCACUUUUAGCCAGUUAUCUUGUACAAAGUGAGCUUGGUGAUUAUGAUGCUACUCAACAUCGUCCAGGCUAUGUGUCAGAUUUUCGUUUUGUACCAUUUCAAAAUCCAGAAUUUGAACAUGAAACAGAAGAAUAUCAUAAAAAACACAUUGGUUUUAAUCCGGCUGAAGCAGAAUUAAAUUAUCUAAAAGUUGUUAGUACAUUGGAUAUGUACGGUGUUGAACUACAUAAAGCGUGUGUCAAAGUAUCAAAUACGACAGAUGUGAAUACUGUUGAACUUUAUUUGGGUGUUUCAGCUAUUGGAAUAUCCGUAUUUCAAAAUUCAACAAAAUUAAAUAUAUUUGCAUGGGAUCGUAUUACAAAAAUUUCAUUUAAAAGACGAACAUUUUAUGUUCAAUUGGUUAAAAAUCUUAAUUCACAAGAAGAAAAUUCUCUUGUAUUCACAUUAAGAAGUUAUCGAUCAAAUAAAUAUUUAUGGAUUUCAUGUGUUGAACAUCAUAAAUUUUUUCGUUUAAAUACCCUUCCAUCUUCGCCUAGACGAUUUUUUCCAUUUGCAAAUAAAUUUUGGCACAGUGAUACCAAUGAAUCGAAUGAUAUUUCAUUUGUUGAUGGUAAAAAACGAAUUGAAUCAACUCAAAAACCAUUUGAACGAGUGUCAAGUCGUAGAAGUGUACGUAAUGUUCAAGCAAAUUUAUCAUCAACAUUACCAUUACCGUCUACAACAUCGACGUCAUCGACAUCACAAAAUACGAACAAUAAUAAAACGAUUGUAUUUCUAUCAGCAUCAUCGAUUUCUCUACAAAAGUCAGAUAAUAAUAAUAAUCAACCACCGCCUAAACCGCCACGUCAACCUAUUUUACAUGUAAAAAAUACGAAUCAACCUAUGCAUCAUACAAUACCACACGAGACAAGUACAACAAUUCUUGAAGCAAUCGAUUAUAAACCGAAGAAUGCGACACUACCUCGUAUCAAUGCACAUUCGUCCCAUCCUUUACAAUCGAGUGAAAACACAUCAUCGACUAAUUUAAAUGGAACUAACAGUUUAUCUAAUACAUCAACAAUGAAAAAGCUUAAAUCUGUUCAACAACAAUUAGAUAAUGAUCUUGUUUUAAUCAAACUUAGUGCUGAUAAUGAUGGACGAUAUGGUUUUAAUGUGAAGGGUGGUGCUGAUCAAAUAAAUCCAAUACUUGUCUCACGUGUGGCAUUAAAUACUCCUGCGACAAAUUCUGAGCCACCACUAAACGAAGGAGAUCAAAUAUUGAGCAUUAAUAAUAUAAAUAUAUCAAAACAUACACAUGAACAAGUUGUAAAUAUGAUACGACAAUCUCGUGAAAAGCCCAAUGGUGAAUUGAUAUUGUUAGUGCGUCCAAGCAAAUUUGUUACAUCCUCUCAUUCAAAUCACGAUGAAGAAGAGAUAUACGACAAUGAAUUAGAUUCAUUUCAUGAUUAUGUACGUUUAGAUACAUUAGAAGAAUCAUUACAAUGUUUAAAAAAUGAUUUAGCCAAUGGACGAUUAAUUGAACAAUAUGAGGUAAAUACAAGAAUUGAUUCCUUAUUUAAGGUGAAAAAUUUUAUGGCAGAAAUCAAGAUUAAAAUCACCUUUUUACGUGUUGAAAUGACCAUUUCAAAUUGAGACGUUUCGUCUUUAUUCUAAAGACAUCAUCAGUCA